CGAAUCCCUGUAAAAUUACGUAUUUUGUAUAACUAUUUUAUACAUUCUCUUUGUUUUGGAAGAUUUUGUAGAAAUCAGACUUUUAAGCUCAACUCUUUAGUCAGUUUAAAUUUGUAUUAGUAGUUUUCUUUCAAAGUUUUGUUUUAGAAGAAAAAUAUUUUGGAAGUUUUUUUUCAUCAACAAAAUUUGAGGAAAGUAUGAGUUCAACUAACAUGGUUGAUCUUGAGAAACAGUAUACAAAAUUUAAAACUUGUGUGAAGAUAUGGGAAACGAAUUUUAUGAAGAAAAAUAGCCGUAAACCCAAUAAGACUGACAUAAAUGAAGCUAGCUCAACAAUUCGAGAUGCUUACAAAAAUUAUAGGACGUUAAAAACUAAACUUCUUGAAAAUACUGUUACAGAUGCUAUGUGCAGUAUUCCUGUAGAAAAUUUUCAUGUUGGCUCUAAGAACGACUCUGAAGAUUGCACAGAAGAUGACAAUAUUUACCAUAACAAAAUCCAGAAUUCGACUGAUACAUGUUUAUGUAAAGAUUUAGUUGAUGAUAUUAAUACAAGUGAACAAAAUCGACCACGUCAAACAUUUAUAUCAAAUUUUUAUUAUGAGCACUGCAAAAAAAAUGACAAUUCUAUAACACAUAAAUCAACAUUUCAUCUGUCUCAAAACAGAUUUGACAAUUUCUGUGGUCGUUAUCCCACAAAAAGUAAUCCCAAACAUGAUAAUAGCUCUCAAAAUCAACUGAAUAAUAUUUUUGGUGAGUUAUUACAGAAUGAGCAGAUUCAAAAUAGCUCUAUUCCAUAUGCAACACCUCAAAAAGUAAUUUGCAAACCUAAGAAUACUUUUCAGCAAAUUAUGGAACGUAUCCCUCAAACUUAUUGCAAACAAAGUUAUGUAAAUAAUUUAAAUAAAUUCAAUAAUUUUAGUAGUUGUGCAGAAGAUGGAAAGAGUGAAACCUCUAGCUUAUUUGACAUGAAUCAGUUUCAUAGUGAAAAGGAUGUAGUUCAAGAAUUGUUCAUCUUCAUGUACCAAAGUUAG
Copidosoma floridanum is the source of this 1031-nucleotide messenger RNA. It is a transcript of the gene RecQ4, whose product is annotated as RecQ4 helicase. Gene Ontology annotation, molecular function: nucleic acid binding; 3'-5' DNA helicase activity; four-way junction helicase activity. Gene Ontology annotation, cellular component: chromosome; cytoplasm; nucleus. Lineage: Eukaryota; Metazoa; Arthropoda; Insecta; Hymenoptera; Encyrtidae. The record is from RefSeq and is a predicted model, not a curated record. Gene Ontology annotation, biological process: double-strand break repair via homologous recombination.